ACAAUGGGUGAUGCUUUGGGAGAGUUACUAUGACAACAAAGCCGACCGUAAACAAAGUUACGCUUUUAAUGGAUCACGUGACACGACAACAUGGGUGGACGUGGACCUAGCACAAUGUUACACGGUCAAGAAACAGGUGUGUGCCAAGUUAAAUCUCCCUCAGUAUUUACAAGUCGGCAUAGACAGUGCCAUAAAUCUAAGCAAGGUCAAAGGUGAAGUGUUCCAAAAGGUUCACACCUGGGAGAUCAACUCACAGAUUGCAGUUGAGCCAUCGUCCCGAGCCCAUGCUCAGCUGUUAGCGAGACAAGAGUGCUCUGUAUAUGAGUUUGAGAUUCGAACCACUUUGUCUGACCGGAAAGGAGUCCUCCCCAUUAGGUUUACUAGCGUGAUUGGCUGCGAAGAACGAGAGCUUCGAUAUGAGGUGACCAUUAAAGACUUACUGCAAGCGUUUAGGCCAGUGGGAGAGGGCGGAGUUCUUACCCCUGAAGAAAAAGCCUGUGUGGAGUUUGUGGAGGAGAAGUGGCUGGACAAAGAUGGCGUGGAGCACUCAACCACCCACCCCCAGAUCAUCACCCGGGGCUCCUGUGUCUACCUCAGCUGGACUGACCAGAAAGUUGACAUCAAGACCAGUCCAUUGUCAAUGGACGAGUCCACUUCUGAUGGGGACAGCAAGAUGAACUGAUCGCCCGUCAGUCAUACUAAAGUAGACCCAAGCGUCUGUUCAAUGUUUGUCUUCGAUUAGCCAGACUACAUUCGUAGAUGGUAUUGAUACAAAAUAUCCUCUAAA
Molecule: messenger RNA, 787 nt
Organism: Physella acuta
Lineage: Eukaryota; Metazoa; Mollusca; Gastropoda; Physidae
Source: RefSeq, a predicted model, not a curated record